GUUGAGAAAGGAACUAUAAUUUAUUAAGCCAAGUGUACAUAAUAUGAAAAGACACGUUAUAUGUGUAGGUAGGUAGCCCCCACCUUAUCUAAAAACAAGAGUGAAAAAAACCACAAAAGAAAAAUAGGAAAGAGAGGCUCUAAUUCUAUUGUAUGAGUAGCCACCAAUGCUUGUCCCCAGCAGUAUGGGGAGAGAUGAGUGCCUCUGUUUCGUCCUCUGCUCUAGCUGCCAUCACGGCCAAAGCUGGUGCUGCUGCUGCAGCCGCUGCUUCCACCACCACCGGUAUCCGCCACAAGAAGUUUAGUGUCACUUACAAGCCUUCCAUUGCUUCAUCCCAUUGCAGACACAGUUUUUCACUCCGAGUUACAAAUAAUGAUUCUAGUAGGACUGAAGUGUCCACCACCACAGAUCAAGCCAGUGAAAAAUCAGAUGAUGUUAAUAAGAUGAUAGAUGGGAUGAACUUUGGUGAGCUAUGCAAUGAGUUUGAGUGUAUUAGUAGCCCUUUGGUUGAAUCAACAGCUAGACAGCUGGCUCGUGAUAUUUUGGAGCUUAGGGAAGGCAACCGUGCCCUUGGAACCUAUGCUGUUUCUGUUAAAUACAAGGAUCCACUUAGAAGUUUUACAGGUCGUGAGAAGUACAAGAGACCUCUAUGGAUAACCACUGCUCUGGACAGCCCUUCUGUGAGUGUACAAGAAAUGGUCAUGUUAACAACCAGUGUACUAAGUAUCAAGUGGACAAUAAAAGGAAAGCCAAAAUCUUUCAUUGCUGGUGUUGGAGGAGAGUUAGUGAUAAGAAUCAACUCAAAGUUUACCUUAAACCAAAUCAGUGGCCAAGUGACUGAGCAUGAGGAGUCUUGGGACUUAUCAUCUUCAUCUUCUUUCACUCAGGCCUACUUCUGGACAUCUCGUCGAAUUUUCGCCACAACUGAGGCUGCCAAAAAUUUGGCUGAUCUUGUUAAAAACUUGUCCAGAGGCUUCCCAAAAGAAAACCAAAAUAUGGAGAUUUAUCCAGACCCUUCUGGUGAUCCAACAAAGUUUUUUCAGAGGGAUGACAGUUUUCAAAGAGAUGCAUACCAAAUUGCAUUACUUCUGGCAGUUCUAUAUUUAGUUGUACAGUUUUUGAGGACAACCUUGUAAGAAGUAAAGCCCGCUCACACUUAUCAUCAUAUCAUAUUACUUGUUUAUAAUUGUGAUUACCCAUGUUAUAUAUAUACACUCAUACCAAUUUAAUAUUUAUAUUGGUUUUUACAUGUUUAGAAGGUGAGAAAACAGAAAACCACAUUGUAUUCUAUUUGGACAGUAUGUUACUAUAACUCUUGUUUCUACAAGGUCGGAAAUCACUGAUUUAUGAAA
Messenger RNA from Cannabis sativa, 1352 nucleotides. RefSeq lists its product as uncharacterized. Bases 153 to 1136 code for a protein of 327 amino acids. NCBI's taxonomy places the organism in Eukaryota, Viridiplantae, Streptophyta, Magnoliopsida, Rosales, Cannabaceae. The transcript is spliced from 5 exons. Gene Ontology annotation, cellular component: chloroplast. The record is from RefSeq and is a predicted model, not a curated record.